GCCGGUGGCAGAAAUAGCAUCAGACAGUCGCUUGUUUUAACCGGCGAAGCUCACACCCGACACAGCACAGCACUGCGCCUAAACAGCAGCAGCAAGUUAGUGCAUCGAUACUAUUGACGAAACUAUUCCGGAUAUCACUUAGGUGACCAACCAGUCGCAAACCUGGCGAGAAGCGUAAUCCAAACGAGUCUGGUACUCAACAUGAGCACGGAGAUGUUCAGUAAAACCGACAUGGAGGUGGCCGUGUAUCAGCUGCACAACUUCUCCAUCUCCUUCUUCUCCUCGUUUGUGGGAGGAGAUGUUGUAUCGGUCAAACUUGACAACAGUGCCUCUGGUGCUAGCGUUGUGGCCAUCGACAACAAGAUUGAACAGGCGAUGGAUCUUGUCAAGAACCACCUCAUGUAUGCCGUGCGAGAGGAGGUGGAGGUCCUCAAAGAGCAGAUCAAAGAGCUGGCAGAGAAGAACAACCAGCUGGAGCGGGAGAACUACCUUCUGAAGAACCUGGCCAGUCCAGAGCAGAUGGAGAAGUUCCAGUCCCGCAUCCCCACAGACGUGCUGCUACCGCUGGACAACCUGAGCGCCCAGCUGACCCCAGACCAGCAUCUGCCCUGUACUCGCAUCGCUGGCUCUGCUGUAUAAGUGGCUCUGCUUUGGGGCGGGCAGAGCCACCGUCUCUUUACAAUAAUGGACCUCCAUUUGAACCUAAUCGUUAAGAAAUUGCUGCCACCGACAACCCUUCGUGAAAAUGAAGGGCGAAGCACCGGGGCUGUAAACGAUCGAUGGGACACAAAAGGACACUGAUAAGCACAACACAGAACUUGAGAUGCUCUGUCUGGUGUGCCAGUCAGGCCAGCUCUCUGAUACCGUCAAACUCUUUGUCGUAGUCUCUCUGUGUAGACAAAAGCGCUAAGAAUAGAGAGGGGUGACGCUUGCUUUCAGACGGCAGGGGGGCUUUCCCUGCCUAGCCGAAACCCUUCCAACAAACACCCUUUGCUCUAGCAAUUGGGAGUGAAGAGGUGUGGAUUGGGCUAGCCCUGCAGGUGCUAACUUGAAAAGGUGUUGGGGAAGAGACCCAACCUGAGACGGUCCUCCAUGUGUCAACAAGAAGAGCCACAUCAGGUGGAUUCAGAUCUAAAAAACACAAGUUUGAAGGACUCCCAACCGCAUAUUUCAGCCCCUUAACAGGGACCUUUCUUGUGCCUAAAAUGUGUUGCUCAUGUAUUCAUGUACAUCUAAGCAUAACAAGAAUAAUCAACAGGAUAAGCUAAGAGGUGGAGGUUAAUGCAGUAUAGCCUGUUAGAGCUGGUGGACCGCUGCAGUACACUGAAUAUACUGUAAUAAUUCAUGAAAUGUAAUCUUGUAUUGCCUGCAGUUGGGGCUUGCUGCUUAUGGGGGAAAUUUAAUUCUGCAAUAUCUUCUGUUUUUGUUUGUGAUUCCGAACAAAAAUCAGUGGUUUCUAAAAAGGCACUGUACAGAUUUAUUUUGUAAUACUGGACAGGAAUAUCUGCCCACCAUGUACGCCUAGCUCUUCACAGCAAAAGAUAAAUGUAACUGCAAUGUACCUAAAGUUGAAACGUCCAGGAGGAAGAGCAGUGGAGAUGGUGAGCAACCAGAAGAGCCAGCAGAUGCACUCCUGAUUUUAGCAGCGUCGUCCAGUAUCUGGUCUGUGUCUCGCUCAGAUGCCAACUUGAAAACAAUGGCAUGACAACAGUGCCUGUUCGUAGUAAGAGAGGAACACAUUUCCUCAAAGAGCUCUGUUAUUGUUGUUUUCUAGCUACCAAAGACUUUUUGCCUUCUUUUUUUUGGUCUUGCAACAACAGAAGCCAAGCAACCAGGACCAUGUGUACAACGUCACAGGGAGAAGUGUUGUUUGUACCUAAUGCUAAAGUGUAUACGUGUUUUGUAAAGAUAACGGUAUUGUUGCUGUAAAGUAUCCUUAAAAAGUUCUUCACUAUGGUGUUUGGAUACAACUGCACAUUUGCAAUAAACCUUGUGUUUACAUUAUACAAUA
Notothenia coriiceps (black rockcod) is the source of this 2011-nucleotide messenger RNA. RefSeq names its product TSC22 domain family protein 3-like. Bases 202 to 639 code for a protein of 145 amino acids. Gene Ontology annotation, biological process: regulation of transcription by RNA polymerase II; negative regulation of activation-induced cell death of T cells. The transcript has 3 exons. The record is from RefSeq and is a predicted model, not a curated record. NCBI's taxonomy places the organism in Eukaryota, Metazoa, Chordata, Actinopteri, Perciformes, Nototheniidae.